AUGAAAUAAUAGAUAAAUAGAAGUCCAUGCGGGAUGCUUGUUAGUUAGUUAAUAGUUACUUCUUACUUGUUAGUACUUUCAAGCCAAGUAAUAAGGUGAAAGUUACGUGAUAUCUAAAUUUACUAAGCUAUUACAUGAAAAUUUAAGUUAAAAUGGAUAAACGCUCAAAGAAUUUACCCAAAUUUGGGGCAGCAAAACUUUCGUUUACACCUAAUUUAGGAUAUAAAAGAAUUAUAGCCAAAGAUUCAGAUCAACUAGCUAAAGUAGAAGUUAAAGUUGAACAUGAUGCUAAUUCAAUUGCUCAAUCAUCAUCAGCACAAAAACAAAAAAAAACUAAAGAAAGAUCUACAACACAGGUACAAAGUGUGUUUUCUAACAUGAGUUCAACAACUCAGGGUAGAUCAGGUUCAUCACGCAUGGGAUUAUCAUCUGGUUUUCGAUCUUAUUCAAAUCAUGGUAGUUUCAAUAAUUCAGGAUCUUAUGUAAAAAAAGAAGCUUGUCAAAGUAUACAACAAAUGCAAAUGUUUGAAAAUAAUCAAUUUGACGUGGAUGACCCAAUGGAUGAGCCUCAUAGACCAGUUCGAUUACCUUUCAUCAGAAAAAAUAGGGUACCCCAAAUAAAGACUGAAAUGAGUUUAGAAUAUCCGUUCCAGAAGAAUAUUUAUCCUUCAUUAAGUGAAUUAAUUUCUCCUGAAUCAUUAAUUAUUUUACAGUUCUAUGACAGUUCAUUUAGUAUUCAACAAAAAAUUGCAAAUAUUGAUUUAAGAGAAAAUGAUGAUAAUGAUGUAAUACCUGCCAAAUUAAAACCAGCAGUUCCUAUAAAAAUGGAAUAUAAUGGCCAAUUUAAAACAGAAAAUGAUUCAGAAGCUAUUUUUAAGUCUGGACCAAUAGGUAAACUUCAAUAUUAUAGAUCCGGACGUGUUGUCUUAAUCUUUAAUGGAAAAAACUAUGAAUUAUUAAAAGCCGCAGAAGAUAAACAUCACAAGGAAUUAUUUAGUCUUACUAAAAUUGAAGAAGCUGACAGACCGGAUAAACUAGUGAGCUUAGGAACAGUACCUCUACGACUAAAAGCUGUUUUGAAUAUUGAUAAUAUAAUAGAGCACUUUAUAACAUAUAAUAAUUAGCAUACAAUUUUAUUUUAUUUAUUAAUGUACAAAAAAUAAUUAAU
Diuraphis noxia (Russian wheat aphid) is the source of this 1168-nucleotide messenger RNA. RefSeq lists its product as uncharacterized. The record is from RefSeq and is a predicted model, not a curated record. NCBI's taxonomy places the organism in Eukaryota, Metazoa, Arthropoda, Insecta, Hemiptera, Aphididae. Gene Ontology annotation, biological process: transcription by RNA polymerase III. Gene Ontology annotation, cellular component: RNA polymerase III complex. Gene Ontology annotation, molecular function: DNA binding.